Molecule: messenger RNA, 1313 nt
Organism: Gaeumannomyces tritici R3-111a-1
Lineage: Eukaryota; Fungi; Ascomycota; Sordariomycetes; Magnaporthales; Magnaporthaceae
Product: C-signal protein
Exons: 1
Coding region: 62-823 (253 amino acids)
Molecular function (GO): oxidoreductase activity, acting on the CH-OH group of donors, NAD or NADP as acceptor
Source: RefSeq, a predicted model, not a curated record
AAAAAAAAAAAAAACCUCGUCUGCAAAUAUUACACAUUAUCCAUUAGACAUUACGUUCACCAUGCCAGUGUACUGCGUGACCGGUGCGAACCGGGGCCUUGGCCUCGAAUUUGUCCGCCAGCUCGCUCUCCAAGGGUCCAACACCAUUCUGGCCUGCACCCGCUCUCUCGGGUCUGACCUCACCGACCUCCGGGCCGCCGCGGCGCCGUCGGCCGCGACCGUGCACGUGCUCGAGUGCGACACGGGCGACGAGCAGUCCGUUGCCGCCUUCGCCACAGCGGCCGCCAAGGCCCUCUCGGGCGCCGGCGGCGCGCAGCCCGCCAAGAUCGACUGCCUCGUCAACAACGCGGCCGUCAACCUGCACGUGGAGCACUCGUCGCUGGACCUCGCGGCGCCGGUGCUGGCCGAGACGCUGCGCGUCAACGUGGCCGGGCCGCUGCAGACGGUGGCGCGGCUGCACGCGGCGGGCCUGCUGGCCGGCGGCGUCCGCGUCGUCAACAUCUCGUCCGGGCUCGGGUCCAUCUCCGAGGCGAGGGCCGAGGGCGACGACUCGGACCAGCCCAGCUGCGCGUACCGCGUGUCCAAGGCGGCGCUCAACAUGCUGUCGGUGCAGCAGGGCUACGACCUGCGGCACCGGGGCGGGCUGAAGGGAGCCGUCGUCGCAGCCGUGGACCCCGGGUGGGUCCAGACUCGGAUGGGAGGGUCCGAGGCGGCGCUGACGCCGGAACAGAGCGUCGGGGGGAUGUUGAAACUUAUCGGCGGUCUGGGGGAUGCGGACAAUGGCGGCUUCUUUCAGUAUGAUGGACAGAAGAGGGAGUGGUGAUGCGGGAUAGGCAGAACAAAUAUGUGGCGUGUCGACCCUCUGACUUGGGCUGGACCUACCUUGUUAUCAUCCGCAUAUCGGCCAACAACGUUUCUUUUUUUUCGCCUGAUAUGUGAAGACAAGACCGACAACGCCAAUGAUAGUGGCCAGGCUACCGAACACGAUGGUUGCCACGAGGCCUGGGUCAAUCUGAGCGUUCGGGUUGGACGGUCCGGUCCCUUGGGGCAGGGUUUCGAUUAUGGAACGAUCGGCGAUGACGCCCUUGACGAAAGUGCGGACAAUCAUCAGGUUAACCUGACUUCCUAACUUCCUACUCGGCUUCGGUUACUCGAGAAAUGUCGGAGCUCGGAGUGGUGUAAUUGUUCUAGCCGCGCUCAGCAGGCUCGAGGGGCGAGGUGGAACACGCCCAGUACAUAUAAGCAGGCAGUCUGGUUACACAGACAAGGCCCUGUGCACGCUCAUGACGUAUCAGGCCAGAUAUCAACGAUGC